Molecule: messenger RNA, 702 nt
Organism: Lodderomyces elongisporus
Lineage: Eukaryota; Fungi; Ascomycota; Pichiomycetes; Serinales; Debaryomycetaceae
Exons: 1
Coding region: 1-702 (233 amino acids)
Biological process (GO): mitochondrial respiratory chain complex I assembly
Cellular component (GO): mitochondrial inner membrane
Source: RefSeq, a predicted model, not a curated record
AUGAUGAUCCAACGCAACCAAGUGGUUUUUGCACCUAUUCGACCAUUGCGUUUCCUGAUUUGCCGCUCUCUACAUAGUAAUCGUCCACUCCAAAGCUUAUUUGGGGGUGGGUCACAUAAUGGUCGCGGCCCUUCCUCGUCAUCAACAUCGGGGCAAACUUCCUCCAUCUUCAGAUCUGACCCCAGCGACACCUCUUCUUUAUUCAAACCAUCCACUAAAUCCAAACCACCAGUAAAUCCUGCUGACAUUCUUAAACAAAACGACAUUUUGCUUUACCUGAGCAAGCCCUUGAACUAUAUCGAAAGCAUUAAGCUGAACGGGUUCCAUUUGGCCAACAAUUACCUUGUUACUUCGCCUGACUUACAAGGCAAUGUUGUUGGAUUGUGUCUAAUUGGGUCAGAGACAUUUGAAGUGAAUUUCCAGCAUGGUGAUAAAAGUUUGGUGAAAAUAGACGGACAUGUAGUGACAUUUGCAAAAGAGGUAUUUGAAAUCUUCAACAAAGUUCAUCCUAAACCGGAAUUGGUUGUUGUGGGACUAGGCAAGACAAGUCGUAUUUUGAGUCCGGAAAAUAGAAACUGGUUCAGUGAGCUAGGUAUACUGUUGGAAGUAAGUGAUUCCAAUAACUCGGGACAAAUAUUUGACUUAUUGAGCACAGAAAGACCAGGCAUCAUUGGUGCCUUACUACUACCUCCAAACGUAUAA